This is a messenger RNA of Trichomonas vaginalis G3, 330 nucleotides long. RefSeq lists its product as uncharacterized. Bases 1 to 330 code for a protein of 109 amino acids. The record is from RefSeq and is a predicted model, not a curated record. NCBI's taxonomy places the organism in Eukaryota, Parabasalia, Trichomonadida, Trichomonadidae. The transcript has a single exon.
AUGACUGAAGCCAAACAAGAUUUAAUAGAAUUAUCAUCAAAUCCUUUAGAUGUAUGGAUAAAUACACAUUAUGAUGAAUUGUGUGCAGGUAUGACGUGUGAAAAUGCUCUAUUCUGCAAACCAUCAGACAUGAAAGACAAAAACUUUCAAAUGAGUAUUAAGGAUAAAUGUGAUAGGAAACAUAGAAGAAUAGACGGUAAACAGACAUGGUAUUAUGUUUUGAAAGAAGAAAUGAAAGGAUUAUAUAAACAGGUUGAACCAAACGAUAAUGAGGAUUCAUUUACUGACGAUGAAAUACCUGUAAAUGAGCCGCUAAGCGGCGAGACCUGA